Owenia fusiformis is the source of this 720-nucleotide messenger RNA. The record is from the annotation of a GenBank genome assembly. Lineage: Eukaryota; Metazoa; Annelida; Polychaeta; Sabellida; Oweniidae.
CCAAGGACCAUUGCGAGAAAAUCACUUUGCCGCUAUGUAAAGAUAUGGGAUAAAAUGAAACUCAAAUGCCAAAUAUAUUAAACUUCACAACCCAAGAGGAGGCUGGGUUAGAACUGCACCAGUUUCUGCCUCUUGUAAGGACGGAAUGCAGCCCUGCAAUACAGCUAUUUCUUUGUGUGGUUUAUGCUCCACCGUGCACACGACUGAUAACAGCCAUUCCACCAUGCAAGGAGUUAUGCGAACAAGCCAGGAAAGGCUGUGAAGAAUUGAUGAACAAAUUUGGAUUUAAUUGGCCAGACCAGCUGUCAUGUGAACAUUUUUCAAGUAAAGUUAACCAACCAGUCUGUGUCGUUGGUAAUGCUACGCAGAGCACUACGACUGAAUCCGCCACAACCAUCACUACACCUAUUACUACAACCAGUGCCCCAACUCAAUUUACAAGUACGCUUGACUGUGGAAAAACAGAUGUCUCCAGCUUCAAAUGGAAGUGCGAUUCAUGCAGACGAAAAUGGCGUAAAAAGUCGGUGAGAUCAGUGUUUAGAAAGCAUCUCCACAAAUGUACUGGAUGUUGUGCAAUGGAAGAGAACAUCAGUAGAAGUGGGACGAAGUGUGAAUCAUGUGUCAAAGACAGAAGAGGAUUUGUGUGUUUUAAAUGCAAAAAGCAGAAAAUCAAUGUUUCUGCAACCUAAUAAGGUACAGUACAUGUACGAUAGUAUCCAC